Molecule: messenger RNA, 336 nt
Organism: Pyricularia grisea
Lineage: Eukaryota; Fungi; Ascomycota; Sordariomycetes; Magnaporthales; Pyriculariaceae
Exons: 1
Coding region: 1-336 (111 amino acids)
Source: RefSeq, a predicted model, not a curated record
AUGCAACUUUCGUCACUCAUCGGCCUCGUGGCCUUGGCCACCUCCAUCACAGCCCAGCAGGACACCGCCCCAAAACCUUGCGCACAACAGCUGGGAUUAUACAACGGCUGCGUCGCAUCCCACGGCGGCACCGGCGGCUGCCACGCAGCGCGACUCAGCAGGGAAGAGAAAAAGGAAUGCACCAAGCGCUGCGACGACAACGCCGGGUACACGCUGUGCACCAAGGAGGCCGCGUGCAAUACCAAACACGACACCUGCGUCAGCCAGUGCAACACUCAUCAGGACCAAUGUCUCGUCAAUGUACGCGCCAAGUUCGGCCCUCAAGAGACCGAGUAG